Messenger RNA from Linum tenue, 2286 nucleotides. The record is from the annotation of a GenBank genome assembly. NCBI's taxonomy places the organism in Eukaryota, Viridiplantae, Streptophyta, Magnoliopsida, Malpighiales, Linaceae.
AUGGCAGCUUUCAAGCUCUUGAGCGGUAUGGACGAUGUGGCGCUGAAGCCUCGUCUACUCCUCGCGCUGAUGAAUGAAGAUCUUCCCGACGAGAACAGGCCGCUGGAGCCGUCGAAGCUGUCGAGGGUCGUGCCGAUGAUCAGAACCCACAAUCUAUUGUCGGAACGCUCCUUGGGGACAAUGUCGCCGGAGGAAAUUGAACAGUGGGAGUCCGCCGUCGAUGACUGGGUCGAACGGCUGCGGUCACUCGUGGCUUUAGUACACAUGCCAGAAAAAUGUUGGGCUGGUAUAUGUUUGGUAGGAGUAACCAUUGAAGAGUGCAGCUCUGAGCGUCUCGCGAUAUCAUGGGAGGCCUGGUUUGACCAACUUGUAUCAAUCAUGCAGCGUUCUGGCAAUUCGCCAUCUCUGAAGGUGGCUUCUUGUGCAUCGAUCUCGCAUCUGCUUACAAGGUUGUCUGGAUCCCCGGAGUGGAAGAGAGAUUGCAGCGCUCGUGCUAGGAAACUCGCUGAACUACUUCUGAAGAUGUUGAAUGAAGAUAAUCCUCACACUUUACAGAACCAGAAUGGAAGCCUCCUGCCUUUUGUUCUGGAAAAGCCAUUCAUUUCUCCUCUUCCACAGGUGGAAGAAGCAAUUAUGUCAAAACUUUUCUCAGAGAAUGACAGUCCUGAUUUGCCGAAGGUAAAGCUUCCUGUUCGGUCACUGUUAGCCCUUGUGGAAAGGGUCGUCACGGUUCAUGGUUCUUUGCCAGAUGCCAAGUUGCUUGCAGCCGAACAAGAGUGUGUGUGUUCAGAGCUCCCUGCUCUGCAUUCAUAUGCUCUAGAGCUCCUCUCUUCUGUAAUAGAGUGCUUGCGCAGUCAACUACUGCCGCAUGCUGCAGAUAUUAUCCAACUUGUUACAAAGUAUUCGAGCAGGUGUCAACUGCCAGAGUUGAGAGUAAAGCUGUAUUCAAUUUUAAAGAUGCUGCUCAUAUAUGGAGGUGCCGGUAUGACAAUCUAUAUCGGGCAAGUGGUCGUCGACAAUGCCCUCGUUGAUCUGAAUGUUAUUGCUGCUCAUGCAAAUGAGAACAAGUCAGCUGUAAAUUCAGUAAAAAAAGCUGCACUCGAGGCGAUAAAAGCUUUACUAACCGUGGGUGGUGCUCUUGGAUCUCAACCUUGGCGAUCUAGUAUUGAUAAUCUUGUAAUGAACAUGGCGAGCAAGAGUUGUACAGAUAGAUGGAGGAAUGAAAGGAGUGUCUCGUCCAAAGACCACCCUUCGAUGGAUUCAGAUGUUCAAUUUGCAGUACUGGAGGCACUUUUGGCAUCUCUCCUUUCCUCAACUCACACUCGCCCCCUUCAUUUAGGGCAAAGCCUUGAGCUUUUCAAUAGAGGCAGGCGAGAGGCAGGAUUGAAGAUCUCCGAAUUUUGUACCCACGCACUCUUAGCCUUGGAAGUGCUCAUCCAUCCCCGCGCAUUGCCAUUGAUAGACCCUCUCUCCAUGAACCCAAGCACGCCAUUUUCCAGAUGCAAUGAUCAUGAACCAGCGCUUGAUGGCAGCCACCCUGAUCCAACAACCAGUGACAUACUAAUCCAGAGAUGGAGACUCGACACCAUGGAAACCGAAGAAACUGUUUGUGAAACAACCAGAGUCGAUCAUCCAUCAGGACAGAACACUUCCACGGGUAAUACAGAGGUCGAGAUGACCGAUGAAACUCCGAUGAUGAUGCACCAUGCACAGCCUAAUAAUGAAACAACACAACCACAACCACAGCCUCAGGAACCUGGUUCACUAGAAGAAAUCGACAUGGAAGAAGAAGAAGAAGAAGAAGAAGAAGAAGAAGAAGAAGAAGAAGAAGAAGAAGAAGAAGAAGAAGAAACUGCGUCCGAAACAGGCAGAAUCGUUCAUCAAUCAGGACAGAACCCUUCUGAAGCUAAUGCAGGGGCGGAUAUGAAUGAUGAAGCUGCAAUGAUGGUGGAUUACGACGUGGACGAAGGAUCGGAGAGAACGGAAGAUUUUGCUGAAUCAGAUAAUGAGUCAACAGAUUCAGCUCCAUGUAUCAAGAGAGUUCCCCCGGAUUCAAAGCUGUUGGGGAACCUUACACGGCGCCACCUUCUGGUUGGUGCUGUGGGUUCAAAGCAAAGCUGAAGUGACGUUACAGAGUGGGAGAAAGCGGCCUUUGGCCUAAUGGCCUUGCAUUUCAUGUUUCUGUUUUCCAUUUUGUUAAUUGUUAAUUAGCAACCAAUAAUGAUAUUAUUAGUAUUAUCAACAAAUUGCAGGUGUGUCUGGUUUGCUUGGAUAGCAAGAAAGAGU